Messenger RNA from Durio zibethinus, 929 nucleotides. Lineage: Eukaryota; Viridiplantae; Streptophyta; Magnoliopsida; Malvales; Malvaceae. The record is from RefSeq and is a predicted model, not a curated record.
UUAAGUAUCUUUCAAUGAGAAAGAUUUUACCAACCUACCUUUGCCUUCCGACUUCGUUGUUCUUUUGCAUUCUCAUGCUCCUGAUUUAUCCCAACUCUAUUUGAAUUAUAUACAGUUCACGGGCCAAGACCAGGAACUGGGUUUAAUUCUGAAAAGAAAUAGGCCUAAAUUACUGCCUUUCAGGUCAAUUCUUCUCAAGGAGCCCAAGUUUUUGACUACUGAUACCCCUUGGGCCCAUAUGACUCCCAUUUUCCUUUUGAUCCUACACAUUUGACGUUGAUUUCCCCUUCAGGUUCUUGUUUUUAUCUUUGGGUCUUCAAUUUAAGCAGUUUACCAAGGGCGAAGACUAACUUUUAAGUAGCACCUACCAAGCUUGUAGAUCUUGUGGUUGUCUCGAUCUGUUCUGUCCUAUAAGAUUCGGGUUGUCUUUGGUUUUGGAAGAUGGAUGCGAUUUCCCAAUUAGAAGAACAAGUGAAUUCAAUAGCUGGCCUAGCCUUAAACACUUUCGGGACAUUGCGAAGAGAUGCUCCACUGGUCACACUUUCCCCAUAUUACCCAGAACCCCCUGCUAAUCCCAUGGAGGAGUCAGCGAAUUUCGCCAAUCAACCUAAGCUUAUGAGUGCUGCUCUUGUUAAGGCUGCUAAACAGUUUGAUACAUUGGUUGCAGCACUUCCAUCUUCCGAGGGAGGCGAAGAAGCUCAACUGAGAAGUAUUACUGAAUUCCAGGUAUAUAGAGUCAACUGCUUUACUCAUUACUGUUUUCGUUUUAAAUUACAUAUCGGGAAUUCUUUGUUAAUUGUCUUUUCUUUUUUGUUCUAAUCUUACCUGUUGUCCAGGCUGAAAAUGAUGCUACAGGCCAAGAACUUCAGAAGCAACUGGAGGCUGCAGGUACAAUUUCCCAUGUUGUUAAGAGAUAAUAUCAGUGUGAA